AUGAGGGGGAUCACGCUUUCCUCCCUCUGCUUACUGAUGUACCUGCUUCAGGAUGAGAUAACUACAAUUUUAGUUUUGGAAAACCAAGACCUGCAAGAUUUGAUUAAACCGCAGAAGGUAGAGUUUCGUUCGUUAAACUUCAACAGCACUUUGCAUUGGCAGCCUGGGAGGGCAAGAGAGACAAGUGACACGGUCUACUUUGUGCAGUAUAAAGUGUAUGGGCAGAGCACGUGGCAAAAUAAAGAUGACUGCUGGGGGAUUCAAACCCAUGUCUGUGACCUAACAAAUGAGACCUCUGACAUCCAAGAGCCCUACUACGGCAGAGUGAAAGCUGCCUCAGCUGGCAUCUAUUCCGACUGGACCCUCAGCUGCAGAUUCACUCCCUGGCGAGAAACUAUGAUAGGACCUCCAACAGUUACUGUGGUUCAUACCAGCAAAUCCAUAAUAGUAAAGCUUUGGGCUCCACGUUCUCCUUAUAAAAGGAAGAGAGGCAGCAAGAUACCAAUGACAAAUUAUUAUGAUUUGCUGUAUCAAGUCUUUCUAAUUAACAACUUGCUAGACGAGCAACACAGGGUCCUGGCAUACGAAGGAAAAGAUAAGGUUAUUAAAAUAGAAGAUUUGAGGCCCGGAGUCAGCUACUGCAUCGUGGCUAAAACAUACGUGCCAGCGCUGGACCGCAGCAGUGCCUACAGCCACAGGCAAUGCACCGUGCUGCAGUGA
Molecule: messenger RNA, 720 nt
Organism: Apaloderma vittatum (bar-tailed trogon)
Lineage: Eukaryota; Metazoa; Chordata; Aves; Trogoniformes; Trogonidae
Gene: IL22RA2
Product: interleukin 22 receptor, alpha 2
Exons: 5
Coding region: 1-720 (239 amino acids)
Molecular function (GO): interleukin-22 receptor activity; protein binding
Source: RefSeq, a predicted model, not a curated record